UGACAGACAGAGAGUGUAACGGUUUGCUUCAGCAACUGACGCAUAAUUUGAGGAACCAUAUUUACUGAAUCCAUGUGCGCAACAGUUACUUUAUUGCCAGUUGUAUAUACGGCGCCCCAUCAACACUGUUGACACAUGAAGUGGAAUUCAAAUCAGUAAUUCAAGUGGUUUCUCAAACGUUUCUUGUACAAAUUAAACAAGGAAGCUGUACUUAGCUUGAUUCUUUACGCAGUCACUUGUACUGAUUUCCCACAAUGUCGGGAGUGGACUAUCAUAAAUUUUCCAACCGUGUGUGCAAUGCCAAGGAAGCCGGUUACAUUGGUAUUGGUUUCAUUAUUGCCGUGGGAAUAAUUGCUGCAAUUAUUCUGGGCAUUUAUUUCGGGACGCAGUGUACCGGUGACGAUCUGCCGUGCCAAGACGGGUACACCUGUAUGCCCAAAAGCGUUUGGUGUGAUGGGAAUUUUGAUUGUCCAGCGGGAGAUGACGAGUGGAAAUGCUAUGCACACGAAUUCUACGUCGCGUUUCGCACACCUUCCCGGCGAUUCACCUAACACAGGCCUCAACGAAUCAUACAGCGCACUACUGAGAGAGAACCUUCCUGUAUACAACGGAUCACGACCGGACAAUGUCGAGCUCUUCCGCUUAAGAAAAGUUGACGAUUCUACCGGACAGACUUUGUUCGACAACGCCACUGGUCCCGGUAUUUCGUGGGCGGCAGAUGCUAUAGUUAAAUAUCCAAUUUUCGGAUUCGUCUGCAAGGUUGAUAACUCGACGACAAUAUUACCGGGUAAUAUAAUCGAUGGCUUGUCAAUGGCACAACCGGAUAACCAAGGAAGGCAGAUACAGUUUCAUGCACCGGGAGCAAACGUAACAACGGGAGUUGCAGUAAUCCUCACCGGACACCCCAAAAGCAAUUGCAAACGGCCUACAGUAUACUGCAAUCUGGUAACUCCCUGCAAGGUUUUCCAGUUCAGCUCCAAGGGAUGCCCGUCCUAUCCGUGCACGUGCGCAACUCCUGCUUCCCAAGACGUCGAAUGCACGGACGCAGAGAAAAAAUAGAUAUUUUUUUCAAAUUACAGCAGAGUGCUUAGUUACUGUGUUCAGUUACUUGAAGUUCUGUUCCACGAAAAUUUCUGUGUUAAUCCUACAACGAGGUAUCCAUCCAACGCGGCUACAAAUGGACAACACCGGGCUGAAGGAUCUAAAUUUUGGAUAGUACUCGUGUUCUUUGUUAUAUUCAAUACGGCUCGUAGGUGAAAUUUGUACAAUAAAAAUAGCCAAAAUUUUGUAAAAAUGCUGCUUUAAUUAAAAUAUGUGUCGUUCUGUG
Molecule: messenger RNA, 1327 nt
Organism: Paramacrobiotus metropolitanus
Lineage: Eukaryota; Metazoa; Tardigrada; Eutardigrada; Parachela; Macrobiotidae
Exons: 5
Coding region: 454-1059 (201 amino acids)
Source: RefSeq, a predicted model, not a curated record